Messenger RNA from Sceloporus undulatus (fence lizard), 4210 nucleotides. It is a transcript of the gene CPNE5, whose product is annotated as copine 5. Gene Ontology annotation, cellular component: plasma membrane. The transcript is spliced from 21 exons. Gene Ontology annotation, molecular function: calcium-dependent phospholipid binding. Gene Ontology annotation, biological process: cellular response to calcium ion. NCBI's taxonomy places the organism in Eukaryota, Metazoa, Chordata, Lepidosauria, Squamata, Phrynosomatidae. The coding region runs from base 137 to 1915 and encodes 592 amino acids. The record is from RefSeq and is a predicted model, not a curated record.
GGGAGCUCCGGCGGGGCCCGAGGGGUUUCUCCUGCUUCUCUCUUGCUGCCAACCGGGCGCCGGGGACUUGUUGAGAAAAGCGCGGAGCCCUUCCUUCCUUCCCUCCCUCCUUCCCUCCUUCUCUGCCCUGGAUCCCAUGGAGGAGGAGGACCCCGCCAUGGAGCAGCUGGAGGACCCCCGGGCCUCCUCCGGGCGGGACUUCGACCCCCUCACCGGCAACAUCCCCGCCACCAAAGUGGAAAUCACCGUCUCCUGCAGGAAUCUUCUGGAUAAAGAUACAUUCUCCAAAUCUGAUCCACUGUGCGUGCUGUAUACUCAAGGCAUAGAGACGAAGCAGUGGAGAGAGUUUGGCAGGACCGAAGUAAUCGACAACACCUUGAAUCCGGAUUUUGUGCGGAAGUUCAUCCUUGAUUAUUUUUUUGAAGAGAAGCAGAAUUUGCGUCUUGAUCUAUAUGAUGUUGACUCCAAGAGCCCUGACCUGUCAAAACAUGAUUUCCUCGGCCAGACAUUCUGCACACUUGGUGAGAUUGUUGGGUCACCAGGAAGUCGCCUGGAGAAGCCUUUGAUGAUGGGAGCAUUUACAUUACAUUCAAAAACUGGGAAGCCCAUGCCAUCUGUCUCCAAUGGAGGAAUUCCAGGGAAGAAGUGUGGCACCAUAAUUCUUUCUGCUGAGGAACUGGGUAACUGCAGAGAUGUGGCCACCAUGCAAUUCUGUGCCAACAAACUGGACAAGAAAGAUUUCUUUGGAAAAUCCGACCCCUUCAUGGUGUUUUACAGAAGCAAUGAGGAUGGGACAUUUACCAUCUGCCACAAAACAGAAGUGGUGAAGAACACUCUGAAUCCUGUAUGGCAGUCCUUUGCUAUCCCCGUGCGAGCUCUGUGCAAUGGAGACUAUGACAGAACUAUAAAGGUGGAGGUGUAUGACUGGGACCGAGAUGGCAGCCAUGAUUUCAUUGGAGAGUUUACAACCAGCUAUCGGGAACUGGCAAGGGGACAAAGCCAAUUUAACGUCUAUGAGGUAGUGAACCCCAAGAAGAAAAUGAAGAAAAAGAAGUACAUUAAUUCUGGAACAGUGACAUUGCUCUCAUUUGCUACAGAAUCAGAACACACGUUUCUAGACUACAUCAAGGGAGGGACACAGAUCAAUUUCACUGUAGCCAUUGACUUCACAGCUUCCAAUGGCAACCCCUCUCAGUCGACUUCACUUCACUACAUGAACCCUUACCAGCUCAAUGCCUAUGCCAUGGCACUGAAAGCUGUUGGCGAGAUUAUCCAGGACUAUGACAGUGACAAAAUGUUCCCAGCACUUGGGUUUGGAGCCAAGAUUCCACCUGAUGGGCGUGUGUCUCAUGAGUUUCCCUUGAAUGGCAACUCUGACAAUCCUCACUGUAGUGGCAUAGAAGGGAUCCUUGAUGCCUACCACCAGAGCCUCAAGACAGUGCAGCUUUAUGGUCCAACUAACUUUGCACCAGUGGUUAACCACGUUGCUAGGUAUGCUGCAGCUGUGCAGGAUGGUUCCCAGUACUUUGUUUUGCUCAUCAUCACUGAUGGUGUGAUUUCAGACAUGGCCCAGACAAAGGAAGCAAUUGUCAAUGCUGCCAAGCUUCCAAUGUCCAUAAUCAUUGUGGGAGUUGGACAGGCUGAAUUUGAUGCUAUGGUGGAGUUGGAUGGAGAUGAUAUUCGAAUCUCAUCCCGUGGAAAGAUUGCAGAACGUGACAUUGUUCAGUUUGUCCCAUUUCGAGAUUACAUUGACCGUACAGGGAACCAUGUCCUGAGUAUGGCACGGCUGGCUAAGGAUGUCCUGGCUGAGAUCCCAGAUCAGUUCAUCUCCUAUAUGAAGGGACGUGGCAUCAAACCCAACCCAGCACCACCUCCAUACACACCUACAGGGCAUACCCUUCAGACAGAGAUCUGAAGAUCAGAAGAGGGAAAUGAAAGAGCACUUCAGACAGGUGCCGAUGAAACACAAGUCACAUUCUUGUGUCACCUAUGAAUUCCCUGGGGGCAGACCUCAAAGCAAUGACCACACCACAGAAUGCAAAGCCACAGUCUACUCUUUCCAUCCCCAAAAGUCCAAAAGCAGAAACUGAUGUAUUCUGUAAUGUUGGCAUAUCAGUAUGCAUAAUUGGCAAAGACACCCCAGCAUUGAGAUGCAACAACUUGGGGAAAAUGUGGGUUUGUUUUUUAUAAAGGAAAAACCCGGUCAUUGCCAAACAUCUUCAGUCCGUAUUUGGGAAGGUCAAGAAAGUGACAGGAAUCCUGUCUGUCAUUUUGUUUUAUGGUGUGUGUGAUGGACCUACGACUUCCCUAAUCUUCCAAGCAUCACUCCUGUUUUCCUGACCCCACAUCAGUUUUUGAAUGACUUGGUUUUUUACAGUCCACCUGCCACCCUACGUCUUCUGCCUCUCCUCUUUGCUUUGUAUUGGCUCCGCUUAUGGAUUGACCUGGCAGGCUGAGUAUUGUGAUCAAGUAUCCAUGUGAUUUUUGUCUCUGGUGCUACUGGUGUUGCUGCUGUUCUUUGUUCUGCAUCUUUUCCCUUGGUUGUUAAAAUCCCCUUUAUUCUUUGUAAAUCUACUUUUGGCAAAUAUUUGUGCAAACCUGGAUUGUUUGUUCAUUGGUUUGCUUGUGUGCCUCUGUUAAAUUCCCCUUGCAUUUUUAUAAAUGUCCUGGUUUUCAGGGAAGUACAAUUUUUAGAGUUUGAGAUCUGGGAAUACCAAGUGCAGUAGGCUAUAUUUCAGAGUAAGGAACUGACAAAACCACCUUUGAGUAUUCAUUGCCCAAGAAAAUCUUAUGAAAUUCAUGGGGUCACCAUAACUCACACACAAACAAAUGUUCUAUGUAUGACAUUCUAAAUAAGGGAGAUGAAAAUUAAAAGUGGGCCAGAUUUUGACCUUAUUGCAGUUCUGACCAUCACGUUAGUAGCAUUAUAUGAAUAACAAGCCUUCUCGAGUCUUGAUGCUUCAAAUAUGUGUUUACAGAGAGAUGUAACUGUACAGACAGUUGCUUCCCAGGAAAGACAUGUGAUCCAUGAUUGUAAUUCUUUUCACACUUCUUAUGUUUCACUUUGAUGGGUCCUUGCAACAUGUUAAUCUUUUGUAAGAUGCAGAAUUGCUGCAUUAAAAAUUCCAGCUGGCCUGGAUCACAAAACAUGCAUAUAAUUCUAAAGGAGAGGUGCGAAACCUGUUCUUCUCCAGGUGUUUUUGGACUUCAAGUCCCAUCUGCCUCAGGUAGCAUGCCAAAUGAUCAGACAUGGUGGGAGCUGUAGUACAAAAGCCUCUAGAGGGCUACAGGCUCACUAUUCCUGCUUUGAAGAAAUCUAGGUAGAGAAUUUCAAGAAGUUCCCCAGCAGUUACUACUACUACUUUAUUCCUGGGAAGCCCUUGUAUUGCUUAUUUGUUUCAGUUAAUAACACGGUCCUUUUCCAUUGACUCAGGGUGGCUUUCACUUUACAAAUGUGCUCACAGUUCUUAGUUAAGAAGAUCAUCCAGUCCCUUGUUAACACCAAAUGUUCCAGACAAGUGGCCUUUUCUGCUUCUGCUUCACUUACGGAUCUCCCCACUAAUAUUUCUGGCAUAUAAGUUUUCUCUUUAUUAUUCAACAUCUUCUUCCUCUUCCAUAGUCACCUAGUUCCCCAGGUGCACUUCAUUUCCCUUCACUAUAGUCCCAAUACUGCCAGAAACACAUUUCCAUCUCUUUCCAUAACAAUAGUGACUGCCCAAAACCACUGAGGGUCUGCUAUCCCCACAUGAUGUUACUCAAGCAGUUUCCAAAACCAUCAAGUUCUUAGGGUGCAUUUAUACUGAAGAAAUAAUGCAUAUUGACACCACUUUUACUGCCAUGGCUCCAUCCUACAGAAUCUCAGGAUUGUGGUUUGUUGAGAUAUCAGCACUCUUUAGUAGAGAAGGCUAAAGACUAGUUAAACUGCAAAUCCCAGGAUUCCAAGGGAUGGAGCUCCAGCACUUAAAGUGGUUUCAAGCUGCAUUGUUUAUGCAGUUUAAAUGCACCCUUAAGAGGAAAAUGAGGUGAAACCAAUAAGAAAUUAUGGACAGUGAGUUCCUAACUGCUCCAUGAUUAAUGGUCACAGUUCAAGAAGUUUCUGAGGGUCUGAAGGUGGUGUUUAUGCAAGCCCACAAAAAUAUACUCCAGACUCCACUUUUCAUGUCUGAUCUAUCCUCAAUAAAGUAUACAUAUCUGAUCUGACCUUCACGGG